Molecule: messenger RNA, 1534 nt
Organism: Benincasa hispida (wax gourd)
Lineage: Eukaryota; Viridiplantae; Streptophyta; Magnoliopsida; Cucurbitales; Cucurbitaceae
Product: ATP synthase F1 complex assembly factor
Biological process (GO): mitochondrial proton-transporting ATP synthase complex assembly
Cellular component (GO): mitochondrion
Source: RefSeq, a predicted model, not a curated record
GAAUGUGAUGGGACCAUGGGCUUGUGGCCGAGGUUAAUGGGAUAUUGAGCUCACCGUAUGCGAACGACGCACUCGGUUCAGCCCAAUCUAUGAGCCGGGGUUGGUACUCAAAUCUGCGUACUCCGGAUUCAGUUUUCAGGCGGCCCUUUUCCGCCCGACAGUCGACGGGCCGCUCUUUCUCGCCCGCUUCGUGACGAUGAUGUCAAAGAAGAGUCGGUGUUCGAAUUGCACACAAACUGUUUGAUAGAAUUUCUCAGGUAUCUACUGCACAAAUUUGCUAGUUUCAGUUUCGACCUAGAGUUUUCAUGGCAUAAGCUUGGAACAGUGAGCUGGGGUUUCACAGCAAGGACUCUAUUUCUUUGCCACCGUCGUUCUUCUUCCUCGUAGAUGAAAGUGUGAACGGGCGAUGCGAUAAAAAAAUUGUUCCCCCAUUUGAUUAUUGAAUCUCACUUCUCUGCGAUGCGAAGCUCUUCGUUACGAACAUCGAGGACCAUUGCUGGUUCUGUGAAAACUCUUCUCGCCAGUGCUUCGCCAGUGGUUCGGCAAUCUUCUCGUUCUUAUUUUGCUAAUGUGAGGCUUGAGAAACUGCAAAAGGAAGCUAUUCCUUGUGAUUUCCUCAAAUGGUCUUCGCUAGGUUUCUUUCGGACUUCAAGAUUCGCUACUGGGUUCGCCCCAUUGCAACCGAAGCCGUUGGAUUCGAUCAUUGAUAUGGAGAGGGCUAAAGAUCGGUCACCGGAGGACCUCGCUUCCAUCUGGGAUGAUUAUCAUUUGGGAAGAGGUCAUAUUGGGGUGUCAAUGAAAGCUAAACUAUAUCAUUUAUUGGAACAACGAGCAGCAGAUUGCCGAUACUUUGUCAUUCCUAUGUGGCGUGGAAGUGGUUAUACUACCAUGUUUGUUCAAGUACAACUGCCGUAUAUCCUUUUCACUGGCCUUGAAGAUUACAAGGCAAGAGGAACUCAAGCAGCUCCCUACUUCACCGUGUCCUAUUACAAAGAAUUUGCAGAGAGCAAGGAUUUGGUGCUUGUUCGAGGCGAUAUUGUGUUUACAAGUAAGCUCACCGACCAGGAGGCAGAAUGGCUUUUAGAGACCACCCAAUCAUUCUAUUUGAACGAUGUGCGGUACAAGUUGCUUGAACGGUUCAACAGACAAACACGUGAUUUUGAGUUCAAGGAUGUCUUACAAGCGCUGGAAAUGCCCAUUUUAUGAUUGCUGCGGAACUAGACAAAGGUGCCCUCUAUGAGGUAAUAAUAAGAAAUUUAGCAAAACAUGACAAGCCUUUAUAGGGCUAUUAUUUAAACUUUGAUUAGGCUGUUUUGACCUGUUGAGAGAAUAAUCAAACGCUUUAUUCUUGGUAUGUUCGUAUGAUCGAGAAGUGUUCCCUGUUCCCUGCAGAGUUGAUUUAUGCCUCAUCUCAAAUAAUGGGAACGGAGAGGUUUUUUUUUGCAUACUGGAGUUGACAUUUCUAUUAUUUUUUCCUUGUGGAAGUUGGGGAAGGAGUUAUAAAUGGGAAAAUGAGUUCUAGUUCAUUAAUUCA